UGGUUGUGUUUGAAAGAAACAACGAGAUCCGCUGUUCGACCCAGCUGCCGUGGCGUAUCCAGUGCCCCGCAAUCAUGAGGAAUUAUGUGCCAGACUUAAUAAUUGGUUUUAUUGUCAUCAUUGCGAUAACCGUCGUGCGGUUAGGGUCUCACAUCAUCUACGAAUCGCUGAACAAUGGCCCCGUCCUCCUCGAAAGCGCACUACCGGUGGAUGGAGCAGAACCGGAGCUCCGACUUACCCUGAGCCAACUCAUCGACAAAACAUCGCAACAAUACUCCUGGCUGCUCCGGCUGACGGUGAACCUGUUCGGUUAUCUGUGCAUCUUUGUGCCCGGUGUGCUGAUCUACAAGUACGCCAAGCGCAGCAAGUAUCUGGAGCGUUCCGAGCGGUCACACCUUGCGUCGUUGGUGAAGUUUUGCUUCUCCGGAUCGGGAUCGGAUGAUCGGUCACUGGAGCACGGAACUAGCGGGAGCCAGAGCGCGGCAAAGGGCACGGCCAGCAAGCGCACAACGGCCCAGGAUUGUCGGCUGCUCACCUACUGCCUCGUGGGUCUGAUGGGAUCUUAUCUGACCUGGGGUGUGCUGCAGGAAAAGAUCAUGACCCAAGAGUACGAGGGACCGGAGAAGCGGAAAUCGCACUUUAAAGAUUCGCAGUUUCUGGUGUUUUCGAACCGUGUGCUGGGCUUCAUGGUUACCGCCGUGUAUCUCGUGGCCAAGCGACAGUUUCGCCAUCGGGCACCACUGUACAAGUACUCUUUCGCGUCGUUCUCCAACAUCAUGAGUGCCUGGUUCCAGUAUGAGGCACUGAAAUUUGUAAACUUUCCGACGCAGGUGCUGGCUAAAUCGUGCAAAAUCAUUCCAGUGAUGAUCAUGGGCAAGAUCAUAUCGCGCAACAAGUACGAGUUCUACGAGUAUCUGACCGCUGUGAUGAUCUCCGUCGGUAUGAUCUUCUUUCUGACCGGUUCCACCGACGAAUCGAAGACCACAGCCAUAACGACGUUGACGGGCGUGCUGAUGCUCACGUUCUACAUGAUCUUCGACAGUUUCACCUCCAACUGGCAGGGGGAGCUAUUCAAGUCCUACUCGAUGUCCUCCAUCCAGAUGAUGUGUGGCGUGAAUCUCUUCAGUACCCUCUUCACGGGGGCUUCGCUGGCCAUGCAGGGAGGGUUCUAUAGCUCGCUCGUGUUUGCCGUCGAUCAUCCAAAGUUUGUGAUCGAUUGUAUUGUGCUCUCGAUCUCCUCGGCCAUUGGGCAACUGUUCAUCUUCUAUACCAUCGCGACGUUCGGUGCCGUCGUCUUCACGAUCAUCAUGACUCUCCGACAGGCGAUCGCUAUUCUGCUCUCUUGUCUGAUCUAUCAGCAUCGCAUUUCCUUCCUCGGUGUGAUCGGAGUGCUGAUCGUGUUUCUCGCAAUCUUCCUGCGCGUCUACUGUAAUCAGCGGCUGAAAGCGAUCAAGCAGAGACAUCAAGCGGCCCAAAGCCUAGUAAAACCGCGUAUUAACGUCUAGAAACGUUGUGCUUCGGUUCCCGUUUACUUAAGUAAUCAUAAGGCGGUAUUGCUAGAAUCCCGGGUUAUUCACGCACGAGAGCAACGGUAGAUGGUUUUAAAGAAACACGGCCACGGCUAGAUGGGCCGCUCCGAACAACGCUUAGCGGUAGAUUCUAAGGCGGCAAUAGAUUUUACGGCUUAACGCAUCGGCUGCCAACGCUUAAAUGAAGUAUUUAUGUACAGCCGAUUGUUCGAGGGCAUUGGAACAGACCGAAUCUUACGCACUAGUGGCGCGCACUGUUAGAAGCAGCUGGGCACGCCAAAUUACAUCCAAAUGCUUGCUGUAACCAAAAAUGUGAAUAUCUUUCAGUUCGAGUGAAACGGAACGCAGAGACCACUUCCAGUGAAACACCUUGUAAGCAUCCAGUGAAAAGGACGAGGAAAAAGUUGUUUGAAACGAAGCUGGUUGCGAGUCAAAGCGAAAAUAAAAUUUUAUGUAGUUGAUUCGAGAAUCAAAA
Anopheles aquasalis is the source of this 2004-nucleotide messenger RNA. RefSeq names its product adenosine 3'-phospho 5'-phosphosulfate transporter 1 (gene sll). Gene Ontology annotation, molecular function: 3'-phosphoadenosine 5'-phosphosulfate transmembrane transporter activity. Gene Ontology annotation, cellular component: endoplasmic reticulum membrane; Golgi membrane. Gene Ontology annotation, biological process: 3'-phosphoadenosine 5'-phosphosulfate transport; transmembrane transport. The record is from RefSeq and is a predicted model, not a curated record. Lineage: Eukaryota; Metazoa; Arthropoda; Insecta; Diptera; Culicidae.